AUGCUAUAUUAUUUAUCUAACUUAUCAUUCGGAGACGAAAAAAUAUUAUACUAUUGUUCACUCUAUUUUAUGUAAUUUAUGCACAUUUAAUUUUAGUCAUAGUUUUCAAUGGAUAUUAGGUAGCUUUUUUGCAGAAAUUUUUAGUAGAGCAACAAUCGAGGCAAUUGGCAGACUAUUUUAUAUUUCUAUUGUAUAAUUAGUUCUGAGUCUUCUUUUUUUAACUACUUUUGAACCCAAUCAUCCAAGGUUAAGAAGAACUAAAGAACAAAUUCUUAGUUUGAUUGAAAUUAAAACAAGUUAACAACUUGAUAAAGUAAAUACUUUAAGAUAAUUAAUAAUCAGUGGAUUAUAAGUUGAUAAUUUGAAUUAAUAAUAAAAAGCUAAAUCAGAAGAGGAACUCAAAUAAAUUAUGAAUAAUAUGACAAUUCAAUGUUUUUCUUUAGAUUCAAGCAAUUUAAGUAUGAUAAUUGAAAAAGAAGAAUUUAAUGUUUAUUAAAAUAAAUCAUAUUUAGAAUGUAUAAAAUAUACUUCAUAUGAAUUAUGGAGAAAAAGUGCUUUAUAUUUAUUACCUUUAGUAUUAACUGUAGCUCUACUUGAAGGUUUUAUUUAUAUUUAAAUGCUCAAUUAUAUAAUGUUUUUGGCUUAGAAGGUUGAUGGUGCUAGUAGCUCCUUUGAAAUCGAAUUUAUUUUUUUUUAUGUAGGUUUAGGUUAUGUUCUUGGAUGUUUUGCUAUUGGAAUUUUUGGAGAUUUUAAAGAUAAAAUAGUUUGGAUGAUUUUCACUUUGACUAUCUUACAAUUUAGUUUUAUUUUUAGUUGGGUUGUAAUAAGUUAUAGGACAAAUAUCUACUUUUUCUUUUAGUUGUUUGCUGCGAUGUUAGGAUUUUGUGCUUCUGGCUUAACUUCUUCAAUUGUAUCCUUUUUAUGCUUUGAAUUUUCAUCCUUAAUUUAUAUGGUAGAUACAAUUUAUAUUAUUUAUUCAAUUUGUUUUGCAAUAUCAUCGCUACUUUUUAUAUUUGGAAGUAAAGAUGUAUUUGAACAUUUGAUUGUCAAUUUAUCAAUAAUUUAAAUUGUUGCUAUGAGUAAUUACUACUUUAUCUAUAAAUAUUAUAGAAUAAAAAAAUUAAGUAAAUAAUGA
Molecule: messenger RNA, 1135 nt
Organism: Paramecium sonneborni
Lineage: Eukaryota; Ciliophora; Oligohymenophorea; Peniculida; Parameciidae
Source: the annotation of a GenBank genome assembly